Messenger RNA from Plasmopara halstedii, 2086 nucleotides. RefSeq lists its product as uncharacterized. The coding region runs from base 1630 to 1833 and encodes 67 amino acids. The record is from RefSeq and is a predicted model, not a curated record. Lineage: Eukaryota; Oomycota; Peronosporomycetes; Peronosporales; Peronosporaceae. The transcript has a single exon.
UUCAGCUAACCAGGUGUUGGUAGAGCCUCUACGUUGCUGCAUUGUAUCAACCAUAUGUUUGGAACAAACGGGAUGUCUCCAAGUAAUGCUAAUUUCCUACCUCUAUUCCUAUCAAAAUGAGCUUAGGUGUAUUAUAUAAAAUCAUCUUGCUCAAAAGAAUACCGGAUAUUGCGUUGCGUAUACAUGACAAGUUCUAGCUCCUUGGAGUCAUAUUGUAACAUUAAUGUUCCACGUGUUUUCAUGCUAGCACACCAUAAUAUCGGGUACUUAACAUAUUGUAACAUUAUCGCGAUCGGGAAAUAAGUUGAGCAGAGUCGUUUAAUAACCUACGGUCAUCUCACUUAUGUAAAAAAAACAGUAACAACACAUCCUUACAAAUUUUGUUGGCUAACUAUCAGCUGAACGCACCGGUCUGACAAAGCUGCUUGAAAAGAUGCAGGAGAUAACAUACUGACGUAAAUCUACAAAAGCAAUUGCACAACGUCGUGAUAAUGUCCAGCAAGAAUUUGACAGACCACCUGAUGCGGUUUGAACACAUCUGUGUAAGACGGUAGAGAUUUUGACAGAUGAAGAGAGUCUUGAUAUUGUAUUGGAGUGUUUAUGUUCAUAUAUCCUGGCGCCUGGGUUGGAGACACUUUUCGAUGCAUUGAGGCGUGAGUACAAGACGCUGAAAAUCAGAGAAAAACAAGAUUGCUUAAAGAGGUUGCGCAGAGACGCACAAGAAACAAGUAGGCGAGAGGUGAUUGUAGUCAGCUGUGGUAUCACGAGCGUAUACAACAGCGAGGCAGCAUCCGUGAUUGUUGGGGUGGGCUACAAAGGCCGCCGCGUUUACUUUCAUUAGCAUACCAAGUAACGCACAAGAUUCAGUACAUCCACUCGAGAUUCCUACGUCAUGAAAAUUGAUACUUCGCAUCUACGUGUGUUUGGCUCUUCUGGAUUAUGUACAUUGGCGAGCUCAGGAAAUCCAAGUCAGUCACCAGUGUCUUCUAAGAUACCCUGGAAUGAUAAGGCCUACCACAUUUAGAAGACGUUAAGUGUACUUAAGCCUAACGAAGAUUCUCCUGCGAGCAUUUCAACGUGCAUAUGUAGGGAUGUAGUAGCUAUCAGACGGCUCAAUCAAAAAUUUUGGAUGAAGCGGAUGAAAAUUUAAACGUUUCAUCGCAGCUAUCGAGUAGAACUGAUAUGGAGACAGACCACUUGUCUCACGAGUCUGGUGCCGCUAGACUUAACGAAUAAAAGUGGCUCAAAGAAGUCAUAGAGAGUCGUAUAAAUUGCUGGUAGUCGUAGUGGGCUGUGAGCUGAGCGUUCUUCUCGUUCAUAUUACCUCGAGCGACGUCGUUACGGCCGCUACAAAAGGUAUCUUUUAAAAAAACAGACCUGAUAUCAGUGGGAACAAUUAGUUUUUAAAUGGAAUCAGUAUCAUGAGCUUGACUGGGACAUACUACUUUGGAACACGACCAAGAGUGGCAAUGGAUUGCGAUAUUUCUUGUAUGAACGCGCUGAAGAAAAUGGACCGGAAGGUGUUCAUGCUCUAAUUUAUUAUGCAUCUUCAUUAUUGAAAAAUGGGCUUGCUCUUGAGAUGGUGACCGUAUCUUGGGGGAAGAAGGCCGUGGAAAUACCUUAGCGCCAAUGCGUGGGAUGAUGUAUCCUAAUUGCUUUGGCAGUGAUGGGUUUUUGCGUAAGCAUCGCAUAGCUAUGGAUUCAGCUAAUUGUGUGCUGCGAUAUCAAGCUUUUCAUUCUGAGUUUCGAGUGCAUUUCAGCGAAAACGCGGGCAACAUGGUACGGAAGCCUUUAGAAGUAAAGGAUCGGUCUCAUGUGGAUUUGACGCGAUGAAAUUGGUGCUACUGUUCACUCCAAAUAUCAUCUCGUCACCCUAAAAUAUUCGGUGACGAAUGUAGUGACACUUAUUUACAGGUCGCUAGUAUGAAAACAGCUAAAACAUUUUUGGGUCGGUGGGGGCUUUUUAGUAUGAUAUCGAGAUGGCAUUACGCAAUGGUGUACAUGAUAAGUGCCAAUUGGAGUGAAAGCAUGGUUUGUACACUGCAUUAACGAAUUUAUGGACAAAAGUAUCAUUUCUUGUACAUUU